AUGCCAGCCACAGAAUCGGUUACUUCUUCUGGCAUCGUGGUCGAUGCCGUAACUGGCAAACGCCAUGUCCCUUCAUCUACUCGCGCCGACGGCUCCAAGCGCAAGGAAAUUCGGAUUCGCCCGGGUUACCAGCCUCCAGAAGACGUGAAGAAAUACAAGAACCCAUCAGCAGAAGCGUGGAAGAAUCGAGGCGCGGGCGGAGUGCCUGGUGCAGAAACAGUCUCUACUGAGAUUCAAAGUGCAAGUGCAGCCAGCAACAAAAACGCCAAGCGACGAGAAGCAAGGAAGAAGGCUAAGGCUGAGGAGAAAGCAAGUGAAGCGGAAAAAAAGGGGGACGAGGGAGCAGCAGUAGCAGCAGAGAAAAAGACCGAGGCUGAAGCGGCAGAUGCCGUUGACCCCGAAGCUGAGAAGGAGAAGAAAGCACGCAACUUAAAGAAAAAGUUGAGACAAGCUCGUGACCUCCGCGAGAAGAAGGACAAGGGCGAAUCCUUGCUUCCCGAGCAGUUGGCAAAGGUCAUCAAAAUCAACGAACUCAUUCGAGAACUAGAUGCAUUAGGCUUCGAUGCCGAGGGAGAAAAGAAGCCAGCUCAACAGCAACAGCAGCAGCAGCAGCAGCGGCAGCAGCAGCGGUGGUAUAUGCAUCAUGGAUUCGGAGAAAUGAGAUAG
Talaromyces atroroseus is the source of this 666-nucleotide messenger RNA. RefSeq lists its product as hypothetical. The record is from RefSeq and is a predicted model, not a curated record. Gene Ontology annotation, biological process: exon-exon junction complex disassembly. The coding region runs from base 1 to 666 and encodes 221 amino acids. Gene Ontology annotation, molecular function: RNA binding. Gene Ontology annotation, cellular component: cytoplasm; exon-exon junction complex. The transcript is spliced from 2 exons. NCBI's taxonomy places the organism in Eukaryota, Fungi, Ascomycota, Eurotiomycetes, Eurotiales, Trichocomaceae.